This is a messenger RNA of Pangasianodon hypophthalmus (striped catfish), 3006 nucleotides long. RefSeq lists its product as uncharacterized. NCBI's taxonomy places the organism in Eukaryota, Metazoa, Chordata, Actinopteri, Siluriformes, Pangasiidae. Gene Ontology annotation, biological process: negative regulation of T cell proliferation; positive regulation of T cell proliferation; T cell costimulation. The transcript has 6 exons. The coding region runs from base 132 to 743 and encodes 203 amino acids. Gene Ontology annotation, cellular component: external side of plasma membrane. The record is from RefSeq and is a predicted model, not a curated record.
UAGGUAACCAAUAGGGAAGGGCGCGUGGGCGAGACACAGUGCGCAUGCGGUAGAGGUAGACAGGCACGCGCUCAGGACACAGUCGCAGGGAGAGCUGUACAUCAGAGAGCUGAACACUGUCAGAAGCGGCAAUGUCAAGGUUUGCUAUUGUGGUGUGGUUCUUGGCUGUGUCAUGCAUGGACAGCAGAGCAGCAGAGCCAAUCCAGUAUAUGAGUGUCUCUGUUGGACAGAAUGUGAUCUUGCCAUGCCCUUGCUCCAAAGAUACUAAUAAGCUCGUAUGGCAGAUUGGCGAGGAGAUAGUUGUGAAUCAUUGUUGUGAGGAGGAAGAUCCACCACAUGAAUCCUAUGUAAACAGGACCCAAGUCUUCCUGUCAUUUACAAAAGGAAACUGCUCGCUCCUUCUCCGUGAUGUGUCCUUGAAUGAUGAGAGGAUAUUUACAUGUUAUAUAUUUAAUGGAGAAGAAAGCCUGGAUCACAUGCAUGAAGUUGGACUGAAAGUUGAAGUUUUUACAGCUGUGGACCAAGGUCAGACAAGCUCUUUUAAUGAUCCAUCUACUACAAAGAAUGACAGUGAACCUCAUACAGGAUUUUCAGUUGGAGUUCCCUUAUCACUGAUACUGGUAAUCCUGGCUGGACUGAUUGUGGCACUUAUUAUCAGAAAGCAUCAGCAGAGACGACCUAGAAUGGUGGUGAUCCAGGAUCCACAAGCAAAACUGCCUAUAAUGAUCCACACUCCAGUGUGAAUAGUAACAUGACGCAUUUUGGGUGAGCCAAUAAUUAUGGCAUCACCUCACUAUGAAGACCAGUUGGAACAUGAUCUGAUCACCAACACAGGGCAUUAGAAAUCUGUAGACAUAUCGGUAUAACUUUUUUAGUGUUGUUGAUCACUGUAAUAUAUUCCUUGUGUGUUUAAAUGUACAUAUAUUUCAACAGAUUUACAUUUACAUUUACAUGCAUUUAACUGGCAGAUACCUGCAUCCAAAGUUACUUAACCGUGAGGCAAAUCCAAAUUAAAACAUUGAGCUGGCAGGCUCCUGAGCGGUGCAAAAGAAAAGAAUUUGCCCUAUUGUCCACAGAUUGGGAGUUCAAAUGCUAAUGAUUUAUGUAUGUGGAAGAGGGUGGAUAGCUCUAUCCUCACAUGACUUGGAGGUAGCACAUGCUAGCUUUCACCCUCCCUCACUGGCAGCUGUCAUACUAUACAGAAAAGCUGACUAGUGGGUGGUAAUUAGCCAAGAAAAAAAAAAAAAAGCUUUGAGCUGUCAGUGGAGAUGAAAGUGCUACAAGACUAGAGUAUUUAAAAUCGAUCAGGAACAAAGAGAUGUACCAAUCUUAUAUUUAGUAUUUUCAUAAUCAGUAUCAGUAUUAAAUUGGGUAACAUGUUUCUAGUCCAUUGCCAUAUUGUAUGGCCCUGUGAAUGGCACCCUAAGCUCUGUGGUCCUCCUCCACCUCUGUACCUGACACUGUCUAGGGUUGAACCUAUGGUCCAUGACUAAUUGGGCAUGCAAAGGUGUAAAAGUGAGCAAUUGAGACAUUCCUCAAAAUUUCAUUUCGUUCCAGUUGUGUUCAGCACAAUGCUUUCACAAUGGCUUGGCAUUCAGUGAUUUUGGCAGAAAGUCACGAAUCUGUACAUUCAUUAUUGAAAAGGUUUUGCUGAUAGGAAAAGGAUAUAAUGAUUGUGAUGCAAUGACUAUAAAAAUACUAAUAAAUUUUUAAUCUUUGUUUUCCAUUUGGAGAAAAAAGAAUGACAUUUUUAUAAUAAUUUUGUCAAGUCUUCUAAAAACAAAUUGCAUAAUAUCACCACAACAAAUUUGGAGAGUGAAAUCAGCUGAUUGUACUCAUUAUAUAAUUAUAAAAUGAUAUACAGACUAUAAGUGUAAAUUAGUAACUGAUCACAUUCAGUUUAAUCAGUUCCUUAUGGAUUUUUAUCACAUAAGAUAUUAUUCUAAUGCUAUUCUAAUGCUCAACAAAACCAUCCAGGGUACUUGUGAGCAUCCUUUUGAAGCAUAAAAUGAGGACCAGGACACCUUAUGACCUUGUGGACCUUCCAGGCAUGUGCAGAUGAGGGCCAUGAGGCUGCAGUUGUGCUAUUCAGAACAGUGCCAGGUUGUGUGAUGAUUGAUAGGACACAAAUUAUUUCAAAUCACUUCUUCAUCUCACUUGUGCAUAAAUUUGCAGCAGAAGCUUGCUGUGAAUCUUUUGGUUACUAUGAAGAUGUCAGUAUUGGAAUGAGCAGCCAGUACACAGGAAAUUAGAAAAAGUGGGAAUUGGUGCAUCUCUAAAUAAAUGCAUAAUAUGAUUUUCACUUGUGAGUUUCAUGUGAAAAUCUUUACAGAUUUUUAUAAUUAUAGACAUAUUUCUCCUAGUAAUCAUCUCUUUGAAAUUAAAAUAAACUUGGGUUUUUCCCUAGGCAGAAAGCCCAGAACAGGAAAAACAAGUGUCAGUGUUGACAUCUGAAACAAGUAGGUUUAAGGUGAGAACAGGACAGCAUUUUUAAGCAUACAUCUUAUUACCUUUUUGUAACUUGAUACCUAAUACUUUUUAUUUUAUGUCAGUAAACCUCCCUUCACAAAAAUGAUGCUAGGUAAAUAAUAAAUUGAUAUAAACAACAGAGAAGAUUUAAUCAGGAGAACGAUAGGCUCCACCCUGGACCUCUGUACCAGCUGCUGUGGUAUAAUGUACUUACUACUUUUAGUUUCAAAGGUCACUGGUGCUUGAUAUCUUGAUGUAAACUAUAAAUGAGAUACUAUAUGUGCAGAAGAUUAGAUGACCACCCUGUUUUAUUUAGUGAAACUAUUGGAAGUUUUGAUUGGUAACUAUUGGCAACUGAUUUAUUGGCAUUACUUCUGCACUUAAAUCUACACCUGGGCUUGUUCUCUUCUGGUGUGUUUUUAUUUUAAUACUCCCUAUGGGAUAUUUUGCUUGCUUGUAUUUAAUACAAACACAACACAAAUGUGAAGUGUAUUUUCAUACGCCUGUAGUGCUAAUAAACUUUACAGUACUUUUCUA